AGUGCUGUGCCCGGCUCUCGGUGACUGACGUGGAGGAGCAGCAGCAACAGAUCGGAAGUGAAUGGGGGGCGGGGCGCAUGCGCAGUGCGGUGCUGGCUGUGUCUGUGUCCCCGGGUCCCUCCCGUGUGUCCCGGUCCCCGGGUCCCUCCCUCCCGGUGCCGGCUCUCCCCCCAGCCAAGCGGAUGUGCUUCAGGAAGAGACCGGGCUCCGCUGCUGCCCAAAUCUACACAGGGCCUGACCCCAGUGAGUCUCCCAUGUCACGGUAUGACAGGACCCAGCCAACCCGGAACCACCGGACCAACCCUUGCUGCCUCUGCUGGUGUUGCUGCUGCAGCUGUUCCUGGAAUGAAGACCGCAAUAGACUUCGGAGGCUGUCUAGAGACACAAAGUUGGAGACCGUCUCUCACUGUGAGGUCUGCACAAUGCCGUCCUCAGAAGAGGUGCACAGCUGGAGCCACUCCUUCGAGAAGCUGAUGAAGAAUCCCGCCGGGCGCAACGUGUUCCGCGAGUUUUUGCGCACCGAGUACAGCGAGGAGAACAUGCUCUUCUGGCUGGCCUGCGAGGAGCUGAAGAAGGACAACAGCAAACACAGCAUGGAAGAGAAGGCACGCAUGAUCUACGAGGAUUACAUCUCUAUCUUGUCUCCGAAGGAGGUAAACCUGGCU
Molecule: messenger RNA, 665 nt
Organism: Nanorana parkeri
Lineage: Eukaryota; Metazoa; Chordata; Amphibia; Anura; Dicroglossidae
Gene: RGS19
Product: regulator of G-protein signaling 19
Exons: 5
Source: RefSeq, a predicted model, not a curated record